Pipistrellus nathusii (Nathusius's pipistrelle) is the source of this 1341-nucleotide messenger RNA. NCBI's taxonomy places the organism in Eukaryota, Metazoa, Chordata, Mammalia, Chiroptera, Vespertilionidae. The record is from the annotation of a GenBank genome assembly.
AUGCUGGUGCACACGUACUCCCCCAUGGAGCGCCCCGACGGGCUGGGCGCCGCGGCCGGAGGCGCCCGCCUGUCGUCCCUGCCGCCGGCGGCCUACGGGCCCGCGCCCCCGCUCUGCCACACGCCGGCUGCGGCCGCGGCCGCCGACUUCCAGCCGCCCUACUUCCCGCCGCCCUACCCGCAGCCGCCGCUGCCCUACGGCCAGGCGCCCGACGCCGCCGCCGCCUUCCCGCACCUGGCGGGCGACCCGUACGGCGGCCUGGCGCCCCUGGCACAGCCGCCACCCCCGCAGGCCGCCUGGGCCGCGCCCCGCGCCGCCGCCGCCCGCGCCCACCCCGAGCCGCCCGGCCUGCUGGCGCCGCCCGCCCGCCCCCUGGGCCUGGACCCGCGCCGCGACUUCGCCGCCGCCGCCGCCGCGGUGCCCCGGCUGCUGCACGGCCUGGCCGACGGCGCGCACGGCCUGGCCGACACCCCUCUCGGCCUCCCCGGGCUGGCGGCGCCGCCCGGCCUGGAGGACCUGCAGGCCAUGGAUGAUUCGGGAGUGAGCCUUCUGGACCAGUCUGUGAUCAAGAAAGUCCCCAUCCCCUCCAAAGCCGGCAGCCUCUCGGCCCUCUCACUGGCCAGAGACAGCCUGGUUGGCGGCAUCACGAACCCCAGUGAGGUCUUCUGCUCCGUGCCAGGCCGGCUGUCGCUGCUCAGCUCGACAUCCAAGUACAAGGUGACAGUGGGGGAGGUCCAGCGGCGACUCUCACCUCCCGAGUGCCUCAACGCCUCACUCCUGGGUGGUGUCCUUCGCAGGGCUAAGUCCAAGAAUGGAGGCCGCUGCCUGCGGGAACGGCUGGAGAAGAUUGGGCUCAACUUGCCAGCUGGCCGUCGCAAGGCCGCCAACGUGACGCUGCUCACUUCGCUGGUGGAGGGAGAGGCCAUCCACCUGGCCCGAGACUUUGGCUACCUCUGUGAGACCGAGUUCCCAGCCAAGGCAACUGCCGAGUACCUGUGCCGACAGCAUGCUGACCCUGGGGAACUGCACAGCCGCAAGAACAUGUUGCUGGCUGCCAAGCAGAUCUGCAAGGAGUUUGCAGACCUGAUGGCUCAGGACCGCUCGCCACUGGGCAACAGCCGCCCUGCUCUCAUCCUGGAGCCCGGAGUGCAGAGUUGCCUGACACACUUUAGCCUCAUCACCCAUGGCUUCGGUGGGCCAGCCAUCUGUGCUGCCCUCACUGCCUUCCAGAACUACUUGCUGGAGUCACUCAAAGGGCUGGACAAGAUGUUUCUAAGCAAUGCGGGCAGUGGGCACGGUGACACUAAAGCUUCAGAGAAGGAUGCCAAGCAUCGGAAAUAA